AUGCAGACGUUCCUGAGGGGAAGAGUGCAUAUCAAAGUGGAGGAGGAAUUUUUCAUCACAGACAAGGCUCUGCUGGUGGAACACAGUGAGUAUUUCCGUGCGCUCUUCCAGUCUGGCAUGAAGGAGAGCAUGCAAGAUGAAAUCCAGAUCCGAGACUUGAGUGCCAUGGGGUUUCUCCUCAUGCUCCGGGUCCUGGCAGGGGAGAAACCUGUGCUGACCUGCGAGGAGAAUCUCAAGGCGGUCGAAUGCGCAGCUUUUCUUCAGGUGAAGAUGAUGACCAAGUAUCUGAUUAAUUCCAUCAAUUCCGAUAACUGCAUUGUCCUUUAUCAAGCUGCUGCCAUGUUUGGCCUACAGGACCUUUUCCACAGUGCUGCCCUGUACAUUAGAGAUGGCUAUUCUGAUUUAGAGGAGUACUUAGACUGCCUUUCUGCUGACCUGCUGGAUUACGUGGACUCCCUUCUGCCCAGCACAUUUGUCGCAGUGGGAGCCCAUACACCAACCUUUGAGUUUCUACAGGACCUUUCGAGAACCAUCUGCUACCUGGAUGAGGACGACAACACGUGGAAGACGCUCUCCUGCUUGCCACUGACAGCCAGUACAUUCCUAGCCGGCAUGGCAACGCUGGAUAAUAAAAUCUACAUAGUGGGCGGAGUCCGCGGAGCGAGCAAACAAAUCGUGGACACCAGUUUUUGCUACGACGUAGAUGCUAACAGCUGGAGCGAGUUUCCCAGCCCUCAGCAGCUCCGGUAUGACCUCACACUGACAGGUCAUGAAGGUUAUCUUUACGCCAUAGGAGGAGAAUUUGAGAAGACCUUGCUAAAGUCUGUGGAGAAAUACAACGUGUCCUCCAACACCUGGACUUUUGUCGCCGAUCUGCCCCAGCCAACAGCAGGUGCGCCCUGCGCCCAGACCAUGGGACGGAUAUUUGUCUGCUUGUGGAAGCCACUAGACACCACUAUCAUUUAUGAGUAUGAGAUCCAGAAAGAUGAAUGGCUUCCCAUCUCAGCCUUAAAGAGGCCUCAGAGCUACGGACAUUGCAUGGUGGCCCACAGAGAUAAUCUCUACACCAUACGGAAUGGGCCCUCAGACGACUUCCUGCGGUGUGCGAUAGACUGCUUCAACCUCACCAGCCUACAGUGGACAGCUUUACCAGGGCAAUACGUGAACAGCAAAGGAGCUCUCUUCACUGCCGUGAUCAGAGGGGAUACAGUGUAUACAGUCAACAGGAUGCUGACCCUCCUCUACUCCAUAGAAGAGACUACAUGGAGGUUCAAAAAGGAGAAGGCUGGAUUCCCAAGGAGCGGGUCCCUACAGACCUUCCUUCUCAGGUUCCCAAAGAGAGACCACAGCAUUGCCACUUAG
Mauremys mutica (yellowpond turtle) is the source of this 1362-nucleotide messenger RNA. It is a transcript of the gene KBTBD13, whose product is annotated as kelch repeat and BTB domain containing 13. Lineage: Eukaryota; Metazoa; Chordata; Testudines; Geoemydidae. The coding region runs from base 1 to 1362 and encodes 453 amino acids. The record is from RefSeq and is a predicted model, not a curated record. The transcript has a single exon. Gene Ontology annotation, molecular function: protein binding.